UUUCUCACUUCCUGAAGCCGCAGUUCAGGGUGGGCCUGCGGAAGUAUUGUGCAAACACAGGGACAGUCUGACACAAUUUCUUUCCUUUUAGAUUUCCUUGAAUAAAAUAGACUCAACAUGCCGGCUUACCACUCCACUCUCAUGGACUCUAAUACCAAAUUCAUUGGUAACAUGGCACUGCUGCCGCUCAGAACACAAUUCAAAGGGCCAGCUCCCAGAGAAACCAAAGAUACAGACAUCCUUGAUGAAGCCAUCUACUAUUUUAAAGCCAAUGUCUUUUUCAAAAAUUAUGAAAUCAAGAAUGAAGCAGACAGGACUUUGAUUUAUGUAACUCUAUAUAUUUCCGAAUGUCUAAAGAAACUUCAGAAGUGCAACUCCCGAAGCCAGGGAGAGAAGGAGAUGUACACUCUGGGGAUUACCAACUUCCCAAUGCCUGGGGAGCCAGGGUUCCCUCUGAACGGCAUGUACGCCAAGCCCACUAACAAGCAGGAGGAAGAAACCAUGAGGACCUAUUUGCAGCAGAUAAGACAGGAGACUGGCUUGAGGCUGUGUGAGAAAGUGUUUGAUCCUCAGACUGAUAAACCCAGCAAGUGGUGGAUCUGCUUUGUGAAGAGGCAGUUCAUGAACAAGAGCCUGUCUGCUCCUGGCCAAUAAAACACAAUGAGAAACUAGAGAGAGAACAAACUGUGCUUUGCAGCUGGAUGUAACUGUUUUUGAGCAUUUGUUUUGCCAUGGUGGUUUUUAAAGUGUGUGGAUAUAAUGAAACUGCCAUGCCUUCUUUUUAGGGGUAAAAAAUGAGGUCAGACAAUGACAGGCAUUUUUGAUACUAUAUACAGUACAGCAUGUUAAGCUGGUGCUUAAUAAAGAACAGUUUAAUCUUAUGUAUUUAGUUGUUUUACAGAAGUAAAGACAAAUCGUCUCUUCAUUAGCAUUCUUGGAUUCAAGUGUGAUUAUUUAGAUUCCAUUUUAAAUAACUCAUUAUUUCCUGCUACAUUACAAAGCCAAAUUUCGCUGCUGCUGAGUGUUUUCUUCAAAUUUGUUAAAAUUUAAUCCUGCUUUUAAAGCCUUGUAUAAAAUUACUUAUUUGCUUACUGUACUAAAAUGUAAUUAAUAAAAUACAUUUCGUUUA
This is a messenger RNA of Polyodon spathula (Mississippi paddlefish), 1129 nucleotides long. Its product is annotated as actin-related protein 2/3 complex subunit 3-like. Gene Ontology annotation, biological process: regulation of actin filament polymerization; Arp2/3 complex-mediated actin nucleation. Gene Ontology annotation, molecular function: actin filament binding. Gene Ontology annotation, cellular component: Arp2/3 protein complex; cytoskeleton. The record is from RefSeq and is a predicted model, not a curated record. The coding region runs from base 118 to 654 and encodes 178 amino acids. Lineage: Eukaryota; Metazoa; Chordata; Actinopteri; Acipenseriformes; Polyodontidae. The transcript is spliced from 7 exons.